Molecule: messenger RNA, 4025 nt
Organism: Linum trigynum
Lineage: Eukaryota; Viridiplantae; Streptophyta; Magnoliopsida; Malpighiales; Linaceae
Source: the annotation of a GenBank genome assembly
CUUUAAGGCUUCAAACAAAAGGCUCGAAGUUGCUACGAAGGCUGUUUUUCUGGCAGCUUGCUUGUGCUCAAAGUCUGCCAGAAAAACAGCCUUCGUAGCAACUUCGACCCUUUUGUUUGAAGCCUUAAAGAUAUCCAAUCUUUCAUCCAAUUCCUUGAAUUUGUAUAAAAACAUACCUAAUUUAACGUGGUAGAGGCUCCUGGACUCGACUCGCAUUCAUGCUUCUCGAAUUGAGCUCAAAAAUAGACUUCACAAACACGUUUCCAGACUUGGCCAUUUCUAGGCAGUUUCCCAGUUUUGGCAUAGCCUUUUGAUGAGGUUCAAAAAUGGUCUUCUGGACUUCCUAUCGAGCUAUCAAUCACUUCAAUAUGGAGAGGGACACUCCAGCUUCAAAACAAGUCAUUAGUCUUCAAUUUCCAUCUAGCCAAUUGUAUGAUAUGAAUAUCCAAAGUAAGCACCGUGAACUGUUUUUACACUGAGACAACAGAUUAGGUCGACCGAAUCCUAAAUGAGGUCGACCGGAUCCUAUAUGAGGUCGACCGAAUUCUAAAUGAGGUCGACCUAAUCCUAGCUGAGGUCGACCGGAAAGUGCAAGUCACCGUGACAUGCAUGUCACCGUAGGCACACCCUAAGUUUUUUAAGUGUUAGUCCCCUUCCAUGAGUUCUAUUUUUAAUUUUCAGUAAGAACUUAUGUUGAUGAACCGGUUAAAAUAUAAGAAAACUCGUUGAUGCAUGUUCUUUUUUUAUUUUCCCAUUAAUUGAAUAGUUCAAUAUUUUGACUUUUGAUAUCAAUAAAAAUAUAUCUUGUUUAGUACAAUUACAAUUGUUACUUAUGUGUUUGAAAUAAUGCAUCCAUCCAACUUGCAUGGUACUUUUAUUGAUGACCAAUCAGAAAAUAUUAUGAUGUUUAUUCAUUUUUUAUUUUUCACUAAUUUAAUAGUCCGUAAAUUUUUAGUUUUGGGAUAUUGCAUCCGACCAACGGGCCGGGUUUCAAUAUAGUUAAGAAAAUCCAAUUCCGACGUGGCGAACGAAAUAUAUCCUAAUCAUAGAUGGAUAGCAAGAUAAAGCAAAAUCAAGGAUAUCAUUUUUUUUUUUUUAAAAUUUUGGGAAAAGCUGAGGGGAAAAAAGCAGGGGAACUGGUGAAUGAACCAUCAAUUUCUUCCUCUGCCUUCCAUCCAUUUCUCAAAACGUGGGUUUUCCUUUAAAAUCUUCGCUCCAAAAUCUUCUCCCCCUGAAUCCAAUCCCCAUUUGCAGGGACGUCUACGAAUCCAGUCCUCCUCCAAUAUCUAGGGUUUCGAAUCCCUCUCCUUUCUCCUCUGGUUUCCUUUUUUGCAUUCGUUCCCUCAGCUGACUCUCCUUGGAGAAAAAGCUGAGUUGAUGAUGAUGAUGAUGGUAUAGAUAGGCCGGAGGAAUCUUUGUUCACUUUUUUGCCACCCCGCCUUUAAUUUCUGCUUCUGUAACAGAGAAUAUAUAAAAGGAGGGGGUUUGGUUUUCCGUCUAUCUGAUUCUGAUCCAAUUGGAGGGCUUGGCUGGGCGUAGGAUUCGUCUCUUCUUUUGACUUGAAUUCUCUGCUCCCGAGGUGUUCAUUGAUUUCUUCCCCGCUCUCUCUUUUAGCAGGAGGGAAAAGACGAGGAAAGUUGGCUGCUUUACUUUGUUUUCUGCAUUUUCUGUUUCUUUUAUUUUGUGGGUUUUGGAGGUAGAGGGGAAAAGGAGGUGUGGGAAUGCUGAUGAUAAUGAUGUGGAGAUAGAGAUUGGGGAGGUAAAGAAAGACAAAAGUGCGAGAUAGUUGAAAGAGAUGUUGGCAAUGGAGAAGGAUUUUGAUUCAAAGCUAAGGAUUCCAGGCGGGGGCGGCGGUUCUGUUACUAGCACCACCUCUUCAACGUCUUCUGCUGGUAAUAACAAUAGUGCUAGUAAUGGGAACCCACCGAGAUCUAAGAGUUUUGCUUUUAGGGCACCCCAGGAGAAUUUCUCCAUUCAGGAUUUUGAGCUGGGCAAGAUCUAUGGCGUUGGUUCUUAUUCAAAGGUGGUGAGGGCCAAAAAGAAGGAUUCUGGAAUUGUAUAUGCGUUGAAGAUCAUGGACAAAAAGUUCAUCACAAAAGAAAAUAAAACAGCUUAUGUGAAGUUGGAAAGAAUAGUGCUUGAUCAAUUGGAUCAUCCAGGAGUUGUUCGCCUGUAUUUUACUUUUCAAGAUACAUUUUCCUUGUAUAUGGCACUUGAAUCCUGCGAAGGUGGAGAACUUUUUGACCAAAUAACUAGGAAACGCCGUUUAUCAGAGGAAGAAGCUCGAUUUUAUGCGGCUGAAGUUGUAGAUGCUCUUGAAUACAUACACAAGAUGGGGUUAAUUCACCGAGACAUCAAGCCGGAGAACUUGCUUCUAACAGCAGAUGGACAUAUAAAAAUUGCUGAUUUUGGAAGUGUAAAACCAAUGCAAGAGAGUCGCAUUACUGUGCUCCCAAAUGCAGCUUCUGAUGAUAAAGCUUGCACAUUUGUGGGCACCGCUGCAUAUGUACCUCCAGAAGUCCUCAAUUCUUCCCCUGCAACUUUUGGAAAUGACCUCUGGGCACUUGGAUGCACAUUGUACCAGAUGCUUUCAGGAACUUCUCCGUUCAGAGAUGCAAGUGAAUGGCUUAUAUUUCAAAGAAUUAUAGCCAGGGAUGUAAGGUUUCCUGAUCAUUUUUCAAAAGAAGCUAGAGACCUCAUAGAUAGAUUGUUGGACACUGAACCUGUAAGAAGACCAGGUGCUGGCCCUGAUGGUUAUGCAACUCUCAAGAAGCAUCCUUUCUUUAAAGGAGUUGACUGGGAUAAUUUAAGAUCACAAACCCCUCCGGAACUCGCUGCUGACCCAACUGCACAGUCAGGUGAUGGUGUUGAGCCUGAUUCAUGGAAUCCUGCACAUGUUGGUGACUGCUCAGGUCCAAAUGAUGGGAAUGUUCCUACUGCUUCAUAUUUAGCUGAAGGAUCUGGUCACAUAACACGUCUUGCCUCGAUUGACUCGUUCGAUUCUAAAUGGCAACAGUUUUUGGAUCCUGGGGAGUCUGUAAUUAUGAUCUCCAUGGUGAAGAAAUUACAGAAGUUGACAAGCAAGAAGGUGCAGCUUAUCCUCACCAACAAACCGAAGCUGAUCUAUGUAGACCCUUCAAAGCUUGUGGUGAAGGGCAAUAUAAUCUGGUCUGACAAUUCUGACGACCUCAACAUCCAAGUCAUCAGCCCUUCAAAUUUCAAGAUCUUUACGCCGAAGAAGGUACUGUCAUUCGAAGACGCGAAACAGAGAGCGUCGCAGUGGAAAAAGGCAAUCGAGAGUCUACAAAACCGGUGAGAGAAUCUGAUCCCAUCUCUCGCGGUUUUGAAGUUGGUACAGAGUACAGAGCAAUUAACAUAGAUGACAGAAUGGUGAGGUGGGAGAAGAUAGAUUCCUUAUUCAAAUUGAAGCCUCCCACAAAAGCUAAAGCUUCAUUGUUACUAUUUUUUUGCCCCCGACAAAUGAAAGAGAUUACUACUGGUUCAAGGGCAGAAAAUGUUCUCCCUGAAGUUGGUUCGUGUACAAUACAAUGCAGAGUAAUCUAGUUUUGGCAGGAAGUUGGCCCAAGGGGAUUUGAGUUUUUUUUUUCUUCCUGUUUUUCCUUUCUUUCCCUACCUUUUUUGUGACUUUUAACCUCACUUGUUACACUACUGUAUUUAUGUAACGUUACAACAACGCCUCAAUGGUAAUAUAUAUUUUCAGGUGAGGAUGAUUCUUCAUUCUUUGAAGCUGUUCUUGUUGUCAUGGUUCAUUUUACCUGUGAUCUUAGGUAGCUUUUCCUUUAAUCUCACCAAGUGUAAGCUUCGGUCUUCAUACUUCUUUUCGAUUCGAUUGCGCGAUAUCAAUGGAGAAUGAUUCCCACACUUCUGCAUUGGUUUAACCGUGAUGUAAUCGGAAUUUCUCGAUUACGAAUCAGGUGCAUAACUCGAGAAGCUUAUACCCGAGUCCGGAAGGGUAUGUCGAAAACUAGCAGCUGGGAAAAAUCUAAUAACUGGUACAAUCAACA